AGAGCCUCUCUCUGCCCCGCUGCAAUAAAGGCAGAUAGCGGACCAUGGGGAGCAGGGGAAAACUUUAUAUACUGACAUCUUAGCGCAAUGACUUUUGAGUAACAUCUAACUGGGACGAGGCUCCCGGCGUGAGGAGGACAGGGCCCUUUACGGGAAGAAGAAAGGAGCACUUGCCAUCUGCCGGGGAACUGGAACGAAAACAAGACGGCAAAAGAGUUAAGACCAGUCCAAGAUUCAGCGGUGGAAAAUCCAGUUUAGCCAUUUGAAUUGAAAGAUGAGCUUGUUGUCUGCCAUAGACACGAGUGCCUCCGUGUACCAGCCUGCACAGCUUCUGAACUGGGUCUAUCUCUCCUUACAAGACCCCCACCAGACCAGCGCUUUUGACGCAUUCAGACCCGAACCCAACUCUUCUCACCCGGAUCACAGUUUCAGCAAGACUCCCGCAGCAGCGGAUUUGAGCUCUUCCCUGAACUCAAACUAUCUUAACAACUUUUUUCAGCUGCAACGGAAUGAGGCCUUAAACAACAACGUGUAUAAGAACGUGUCACCCUAUGGCUCCCUUAAUAACAUCGUGGAUGGACUCAACACCCUGACGGACCAUUUCUCAGACCUUUCCCUUUCUUCAGAGCCAAGAAAACCAAACAAAAGACCCCCACCCAACUACUUAUGCCACCUGUGCUUCAACAAGGGCCAUUACAUCAAGGACUGCCCUCAGGCCAGACCCAAAGGUGAAGGACUGACACCCUACCAGGGGAAGAAGAGAUGCUUCGGAGAGUACAAGUGCCCUAAGUGUAAGAGGAAGUGGAUGAGUGGCAACUCCUGGGCCAACAUGGGACAAGAAUGUAUUAAAUGCCACAUCAACGUCUAUCCACACAAACAGCGCCCUUUAGAGAAACCAGAUGGCCUGGAUGUUUCUGACCAGAGCAAGGAGCACCCACAGCACCUGUGCGAGAAAUGUAAAGUCCUGGGCUACUACUGCCGCCGUGUGCAAUAAUCAUCUUUAUUCGGAGUCAGAGUGCAACGUUUGUGACACAAGUUCUAUUGCUCAUCCUUCAUCAAGGCUGUUAACUUCCUCAUUUCACAUCCAGGUUUCCCUAAUCCCUGCGUAGGGAUGCACCGAUCCAACACUGUUGUUAGAUAUGAUUAUACAUCACAAUACUGUUAUAGUUAUUUAUAUACCAGUGUUGACCAAUAUGUUGUUGCAUUCAAAAGGUUUACACUUGAAUUGUAAUUGCUGUCAACUUCAUAGAUUUUUUACCAAGUGGCUGGUGCACGAUUUAUUUAUAAAAAACAAUUAAAAACAGUAAAUGUAUCUAUGUAUGUUACGUUUUGCUUUACCAAGUUAGAAUUGCAGUGUUUUAUGGAACACCAUUUAAAGCAAUAUUAAAUACAUAAAUAAAUAAAUAUGCCUAUGAAAUAAAUAAUAUGGCUAUGAAAUGAAUAAAUAUAAAAAACAUAUGGCUAUAAAAUAAAUCCUGAAAUAAAUAAAUAUAAAUAUAUAAAUGAGUCAAGGACUACAUUUUUUAUUUCAGGGGACCUGUAUUUCAUAAUGUCAUAAUUAUUUAUUUCAUAGGCAUAUUUAUUUUAUAUAUAUAUUUUUAAAUAUUGGACGAAAUGAUAUUCCAUAAUGUUUAAGUCGAGCCUGAUUGGGCCGAACACAAAAUAAUUCUGCCACUCACUUUCACACAGUAAGGCAUACAGCUUAUAAAUGAAACACUGGUCGGUACCGGCCAAUACUCAAAGCCCAGAUAUCAGGGCUGAAAAAGUUGGAUUGGUGCAUCGCUAUCCCUAACCUGCACACAACAUGGCCUCCUUUCCUCCUCAAGUCUUCCCCUCCUUCUUUUAGAAGCCUCAAAUAAAGGCAGUAGCCUUAAUCUUUUCUGUCAAUGUUCUAAACCACACAUGGAACAUAGAUUUUUAGUCAGUAUGCUUUUUUUCUUCCAAUGACAGUAUUGGAGAUUACAUCCAGAAAUGAGAGGAACAUGUAAUUUAGGAUCAAUUUCUCAGUGCUCUUCAUCAAAAAAGCAAAAAAACUUGCCAAAAUCAGUGUUUUUUGUGCGUCCUAUAUCACAACCCACAUAACCCCAUCGAUCCAACUCAAUGUUUAACAGCAGCUAAUCGUGAAUUAAUGAAUUAGCAUGUUUUUCAAUGGUGUCACUGACAGUAAUGGUCUCAAUAGAUUACCUCACCUUGGGGUUUGUUGGCUUUGUGUUUACAGAGAUCUGCCUUCCAUUUCCCUGCCAAGUGAAGUGUGUGGUAAUGUGACGAACAUUUAACCCGGGCCUCUCAUGAUGGUAUAAUGUAUACAAGGCCUUUUGAUGAACAGCACAUCUUUUUAACUGUGAAUUAACUGAGGGACAAUGUGCCUUACAUCCCUAGCUUACAUGCGGCCUAUUUAUUUUCUUGUUCUCAAGUGUGCAAUUUGAAUUUUGACUGGGACAUAACUAAUUGUUUUUUUUGGUCUGUUUAUAUAUCACAUUAUUGUGUAACUGCUUCCACGUGUCUUUAGAAACUACUGUAGAUUCAGUCACUCCUCGUCUAGAUUUAGUGCAUUGCUAAUAGAUAUUUCAUUCUCCCUCCCAAGAGUAUUUCUCAUGCAAGACAAAUUCUUAAUGAUCUAGUUUUAGAUUGAUAUAAAUGUUAGAUAGGUAAGUUGUGUUAAUUUCAAAUCACAAGGUCAACUGAGAAGGAGCUGUAGGAAAACAACACUAGUUUUAGUAACAAUAAUUUUGCCAUUCACAUAGUUUCUCAGUUUGAUAAGAAUUAUGAAACAUGAUUUUAGAGGUUAAAAUGUUUACAAAUAAAGCCUGAUUCAAUGUAGUAAAGUACAAACUAGAUGUUUUUUAAAGAAAUUUAGAAAGACAUUUCAGUUCACUUUUUAGUGCCAGUGGAUGCCUGGCAGCCUUAGUGGUCAAUUAAGUGUUUCCAAAAGCUUGCACCCCUAUAAACUAUGUCCAGCAGCUGAUUGCAGUGUGAAGAGAGUCUAGGGGAGGUGAAGUUGAGAGAACUGCAAUGAUUUUUGAGUCGGUUGAGGGCAACAAUAAGAUUUAAUUUAGAAGGGCUGGUUUGUAAUGUGCUGAUGCAGAAGAUUCAAGGAUAUAUUGAAAGUGAUGAUGAAUUGAGUUCACACUUAUGUUAUUUUUUAGGAAUAUAAGUGCUUAGUAUAAUAAACCAAUACACCCAUCCUAUUUACAUUACAGGAAAUGAAUGUAGUUUUGACUUAUAGAAAUCUGGCUUUUAAGGAAACUUGUUAUAGGAAUUGUGAACUGUUUUAUAUGUACUGUAUUUCUAUCCUUAUAACAUCUGGUUAACUAUAUUUUAUACUGUAACAUACUGUUUGUGCCUUAAAAACAUUUAAAUCAUUCUGAAGUAUCAGGAUUAGGAGGCAAUUUGUAACUGGGAAAAGAUAUGUGGGGCUCCGAGAUGGAGCAAUAUACGUGCAUGUGGUAACUGUGAUGCAUAGUAGGUUUAAUGCAGGUUCAAGAUGUGACAAAGGACAACAAUUAAUACAGUUCCUCUAUUAGUUUGAACUGGCAUGAUGGGUGUUUGCAUCAACAGUUUGCUGGGCAGGAGGAACGGCCUGAAACAGCAUUUCCAGCUGGCAAUAACAAUCCUACUGUGGUCUGUUGUCAUGGAAUAUCCACAAAGAUGUUAUUUCUUAGUCGGUCCUCACAACAGAAAGGAGUCGCACACAAAACUGUGGACCUCACUCUUUGUUUUUUAAUCUAUUGUAGUUAUGUUUAUCCAAGGGACUGUGGGUUUUGUCAAAAAAUAUACAUGGUUAACUUGCCUUGGUGGGAGAGUUUGCAGUGGCUGAUUAUGGUACCUUACAGUUUUGGGAAAUUUAGAUAAAAUACCAUCUGUAAAGUUAAAGGGGCACUCCAGUAAUUUAGUAGUGCAGUCUGACAAAGUUGGGAGGCUUAAAGAACAGUCGAAUCAAUGCAGCAGAAACUCAGAUGGCUCAUGCUCUAAAUCGCUGGGUCCAACCUUUCCUUAAUGGAACUAAAAUAAAUAUUUCAGUAGACUUCCCUUGCCUGGUAAAUGCCCGUGUCUUUCAAACUCCACACCCCCAGGUUGUUAAGCAGGCUUUUUUAAUAAAAUUGUGUCUUCAAACCUAAGCUGAGAUAACUGCAAUUGUAGACUUGACAAAGUACGUCCAGAGCUACAGAAGACAUUAUACAUCUGUUUUCACAGUCCGAGUAGUACUUCCUGUGACUAGUAAACUGAACUUCAUGAGUAAAACUGGUGGAGUGCCUCUUUAAAAAAAGAUAUUUGGGCAACUAUAUUACCACAAGUAAAAGACCUUUUCUAUUUGAAAAAUUCUCCUUUUAGAUGGGAACAAUUAAUUUUCUUAUUGUUACCAGUGUAUUUCUUUUGCUCUGUGCGAUUACACUAACCUAACAUGUCUUUACAUCUUAACCUUAUAGUCCACAUUAUACCAUGUGGCUUUAGUAAGAGGAAUAGAUACCAAUGAUGCCUUAUGAACUAACCUCAUAAACAAAUAAAGUAAUUGUGAUUCCCCUAGUUCUGGCAGAAUAUUGAGAAAUCCUGUUAGAGUUUGAUUCCAUCCAGUUACAUUUUGUGAGGAGGCCAUUUUAAAUGGCAAAUCAAGAGCCAAUGGAAGCAGUUGAUACAAUACAUUUGAAAAAAGAGAUCUCUGCUUUUAGACAUGAUGUCUUGAAUUGCAUAUACUUGACUUUUCUAGUACCUUUUCAGUUCAAAAAUGUUGUUUUCUAUGAAUGAGAUGUGUAUUUUGGAACACUUUAUAGAUGUUGAAAAUUUUAAAGAAAUCUGCAAAAACUCAAGAAUUAUUUCCCUGAAAAAGAUAGACUGUUUUAUGUAUAUAUUUGAAGGCCAUCAUUAUCAAGGUUAGUAGCUCUUUAAAGUGUUAUGCAAUAUUUAAAGCUUUUUGUGUGAAGAAGGGCCUAUUGCAGAGAAAUAAACAAAGCUGGGAGUUUUUUUUCUUUAUGUUUUACAAUAAUCUGAGGGGUUAUCCUGCAGAAAUAUUUAUGGAAAGAUUUUUUACAACACUUUUUGUAUAGAAUAUGCAACAAAGUUACACUAAGAAGGAAAUAUUGAUGUCUACAUAGAGUAUUAUUAAAAAAAAGCUGGUACAUAAUUAAUACCCUUACUCAAUUAUAAGCCAUUGUAUUUUUGUGUUUUGUUGUAUGAUAUAAGUGUUGAAUAACCCACAAUGUUAUUCAGUUGCUUAUGUAACUAAUUAUGAGCUGCCAUUUACAUCCAUACAGUUGCAUGUAUUCAUUUUGUAAACAAUAAUAUGAAGAUAUAUAUAUUGUGUAAACAUGCAGAAAUCUUUUUUUUCCUUAAUUAGUGACAGAUACUCACCAGUGUAUAAGCACGUUAAACUGUGAGAUAUAGUUUGCUUAAAGCAGCAAUAACAAGAAAUUAUUAUAAAAUGUUAGUGUUAUUAGUAGUUUAGGGAGUGUAUACUUUUGUCAAGAAAGCGUGUGUGACAAAGAACUAUUUUAGAGUUUGCAUGUGCAUGUGUUUGGUUUUGAAUGAAAUAUUAUGUUGUGCAAUGUAUACUUAUUUAAAUACCUUACAGUAGUUCGCUACAGUACAUAUUGUUUUUCACAUUAUCAGCAAUUUCUGAUUAUUAGCCUUGAAGUAUUUCAUUUACCGGUAGUGUAGCUUCUACAAAUAAUAUGUAUUUACUGAAUGUAAUGUGUUAACACUUAUGUGGUCAAUUUGUAAAGUUAUGUUUGUAUUCUUUGUCUGUAUCACUUGAGAUGUUUGUAUUGCAAUAUUGCAAUAAUGUAAUAUUUGAAUUGGACAGAACACAGGCGUGAGGUAGGGAAGACAAUGAUUUUGGGAAACAAGACAGUCAUGGUUUGAGACUAGACCACAGGUCUGUUUUUCAUGUCCAUGAAAUGGCAUUCCAAAAUGUGCCUUAUUUGUUAGUUGGGAAAACAUUUUAGUGCUUUAGUGCUGUCGAGAGUUUUAUGAAAUAAAGUAAUAUUGAAUUAGGA
Molecule: messenger RNA, 5990 nt
Organism: Etheostoma spectabile (orangethroat darter)
Lineage: Eukaryota; Metazoa; Chordata; Actinopteri; Perciformes; Percidae
Gene: zcchc24
Product: zinc finger, CCHC domain containing 24
Exons: 4
Coding region: 275-994 (239 amino acids)
Molecular function (GO): zinc ion binding; nucleic acid binding
Source: RefSeq, a predicted model, not a curated record